Messenger RNA from Neoarius graeffei (lesser salmon catfish), 6875 nucleotides. It is a transcript of the gene plekhh3, whose product is annotated as pleckstrin homology, MyTH4 and FERM domain containing H3. Gene Ontology annotation, biological process: signal transduction. The record is from RefSeq and is a predicted model, not a curated record. The transcript is spliced from 13 exons. Bases 467 to 2776 code for a protein of 769 amino acids. NCBI's taxonomy places the organism in Eukaryota, Metazoa, Chordata, Actinopteri, Siluriformes, Ariidae. Gene Ontology annotation, cellular component: cytoskeleton.
GAAGAAGGGACGAGAGAGAGAGAGAGAGAAAGGAAAGGAAAGGAAAGGAAAGGAAAGAAAGAGGAGUUAUUGCACUUUGCUAGUUAAAUAAGCAACUAAAAUACAAACUCAUUUUGUUUUGCGCUGUAAGUUGACAUUAUUGUUUUCUUUCCCAUUUGUUGAACGUUCUCAGGAAGUUUUCGGAGAAAUAUACAACAAUAAUUUUCGGUAUUUUAUUUUAUUGAGCGGUGUUUUUUUUUUUAACUUUACGCGUCUGUGUUUGGAAGUUUCUCUGACGUUAUGUCGAAAAAGAGACACACUUCAGGAUUUUAACUUCAACAAACUCGCCUGAAGCUUCACCGUUUCCGGACAGUGCUUCGUUUCCACGGUAACGGAGCGCGCGCCGGGCGGAUGUGUGCGCGCCGCCAUUUUGCGCACAGGUGCCGCUGUUAAACCGAAGCGAAGGAGCUCGUGCGCGGGUUUUUGAAUGCCGUUGCGCGGAGUUUGCUGGUGGCUGUGCUGCACGCGAGGCUUCCGCUUGUUGGGGCGCGAGCAUGGAGGAAGAGAAGAGGAGGAGGAGGAAGAGGAGGAGGAAGAGUCCUUCGAGUUGCGCAAUAAGGAGGAGUGCGCGCGCCGCGAACACAUCAAACCGGGCCAACUGGAAGUGACUCUUUCACAGCCGUCUCGAUCAGCCAAUGGCACGCCCAGCCUGUCAGGUGUGUCAGAGGACAAACUGAUAAACGAGGGGAAAGUGAAGAUGGAGGACGACCCGGAGGUCCUCGUUAAGGGCUGGCUGCUGCGCGAGGUUCAGGCUGGUUGGAUCCGAUACAGGAGGUUCUGGUUCACUCUGACCGCAGACUCACUGGAGUGUUACAGCGGCCCAGAGAAAGACGCCCGCACUGUGGGCAUGCUCGUCCUCACCUCGCUCUGCUCCGUCCUCUGGCCCGACAAACACACCUACAAACAGACCGGUUACUGGAGUUUGACUGUGUUUGGGCGGAAACACUGCUACAAGCUCUUUACGAAACACUUUAACGAGGCGGUGCACUGGGCGUGUGCGGUACAGAAGGUCAUCGACAGCAAAGCGCCAGUGGAGACGCCGACUCAGCUCCUUAUCCGCGACAUAGAGGAGAACAAGUUUAACCCCGAGGUGGUGGAGCACAUCUAUCAACACAACCCCAUCCUGAUGUACACACAGAGUCCUCUCUAUGCUCCUCUGCUGCCUUUCCCCUACGGCAGCCUGGACCACUUGCAUCUAGGUGGUAAAGGCUACGUGUCUGUGCGAGAGGAAGCCGUCCGACUCUUUAACUGCGUGCAGCAGCUGGAGUCGGCGCGAGAUCCCGUCCCUCUGAUCCAGGGCGUCCUGCAAACCUGCCUCGACCUCCGACCCCUGAGGGACGAGCUCUACUGCCAGCUCAUCAAACAGACCAGCAUCACACACACUCACUCACGCACGGACACGCAGACGCAGAGCGGCGCCCGGUUGCGCUACUGGCAGCUCCUGACCUGCGCCAGCUGCACCUUCCUGCCCAGCAGCCCCGUGCUCCGAUACCUGCGCUUCCACCUCAAAAGGGUGCAGAGUGUGUGUGUGGACUCGGAGGUGGAGAGCUACGCCUCGUUCAUCGCCCAGGCUCUGGAGAAAACACGCUGCCGUGAGUGUGUGCCGUCCUGGGAGGAGAUCCAGGGACUGAUGAUGCGACAGGAGAUGGUGUGUACCGUGCACUACCCUGGGCCAGGCUGCUGCAGGAUUCCCAUCAGCUCACACACUACUGCUAAUGAGGUGGUGAGGAAGGUGGCGGAGCGUCUCGGCCUGCAGCACAGCCGCAACACUUUCGCUCUCUUCGAGCAGAAAGACUCCUGGGAAAGAGCGAUCGGGGGCGGCACCAUCAUCGCCGAUGUCAUCACCAGGUUUGAAAAUCUGUCAGCGAAGGAGCCAGACCCAGAGUGUGAGUGGAGGCUGUGCUUUAAACUCUACUGCCUUCUGGAUACAGACAGCAUCAGCACAGACAGCAUCGAAUACCUGUUCCUUUACGAGCAGUGCCAUGAGAUGGUGGUACGAGGUCAGCUUCCCGUAUGCGAGGAGGACCUGCUGUCUCUGGCUGCUCUCAGGCUGCAGGCUCUGCUCGGAGAUUACGGCUCGUUGGCUCCGUACCCGGCGCUCGAGCAGCUCUACCCAACACGGGCGCUGGAGAACCGGGCACUGCUUCCUCCUGCCGAGGCUCCCGGGUGUCCUCCGUUCCCUGCCGGACUCCUAGGGGCGCUGUGGGGUCAGAAGCGGCGCGAAGGACAGGAGCAGAGACAGCGUGCCAGGCUGCGAGACGAGGCCACGGCUCUGUCGAGCAGCAUCAUGGAGAGGUGGAAGUCUCUGUCCGGGUACAGCCGCGCAGACAGCAUGGCCGCCUACCUCACCAUCGCGCGCCAGUGGCCAGGCUUCGGGUGCACGCUGUACGAAGUCGACUUCUAUAUGAGUUCGAGCGGGAGUUUCUCUCAGCGUCUCUGGCUGGGCGUCGCCGCUUCCUGCGUGUCCCUGUAUCGCCCGGGCGAGGCCGAGGCGCUCGAGUCGCUCCCCAUCACGCAGAUCUGCUCGUACGGCGUCUCCGAUAGCAACACCUUUACCAUCACUGCCACCGACCGCCACCUGCUGUUUCACACCUCCGAGCUGACUGAGAUCAUGCAGCUCAUGAAUGCCUACUUCAGUGCCACCCGACGCCAGCUGGCCAAGGACGACUGCAUCACCAUGGAAACCAGCUCCAAACUCCGCCCCUCCCUCCUGGAACUGCCCUCUCACCCGGUUUGAAGAGACACGCAGCCGAUUCUAAAGCUCCGCCCACCCUGUCCGAGACGUAGAGACUCGAUCCGUCCCGAGACAAACGAGAGCAAGACAGGAUGGACGACGGCCAAACAUCCCAGAAUUCCAAGCACGCUCCCGGCCUGGCUGACGAAAAGCCUGAGAGAAACUCGGCUGAAUACACACACUGUGAGACACAAUCGGCAGAGAACUCAAACCAUCCUCCGUAUGAACUACAAAGUGCAUUAUGGGAUUUACAGACCCCUUGCCACGGUGCAUUAUGGGAUUUCACAACUGCACUUCAGACUGGUACAAUGACAAGUGCACUAUCGAGUGGAUAGGGUGCAAUUUGAGACACGCAGUGUGGGUGCACGUUCAAACCAAAGCUUCUUUAGUUUGUUUGUAUUCCUCCCCCAAACAAACAGUCUCCAUUACGUAUAGAGAGGCAGCCAUUUUGUAUCUCGGAAACGUGAUUUCUGGAAGUCUGCUUCAGAGCCGACAUGAUGGCGGUAUUCGAGCAGGUGGAACCAGAAGUCAUUUUUUAAGAGAAAAUAAGAAACGCAAAAUUUCCCACAGGACGUCAUCGUUUGCUGUCUGCUUCCAGUUUUCAGGGAAAAGGACAAAAAAAAUAAAAAAUCCAGGCCUCAUUACUCGACUCACAUGAAGGCUUACGUCACGCAUAUGUAGGAUUUCUGUAGGAUUAACAGCAGCACAUAACCUUCACCUAAAUCAUCUAAGCAUCUGCUGAGUUCAUCAUCAUCAUUUCGCUUUUUAUAAUCUGUAUAAUUGCUAUUAUGUUACUUUUUUAUUUAUGGAUGUCUUUUUUUUUUUAUUACUUGUUUUUAUAUCUCCUUAAGACGACGUGUACAAGUGUAUUUUAUUCCUUUAUUACUCACACAGGGCCCGGGAAUCAUCAGUCCCGAUGUAUAUAGUUUGUAGUAGAUUUCUUUUAAUCUGUAUCGAGAGGGCUUCCCGAAAAUAAGCAUCCGGAUCGCAAGAAAUCAAACCACAAUCAGCAUUUAUUUCAAUACGGACCAAAUGUAUUACGGUGAUCAGAACACAUCGGAGGGUUUUUUUUUGUUGUCCUAAAAUAACCGGUGAACUCUCAUGUGAAGCUCACGUCGAGUUCGUUUUUUUGUUCUGCUGUGCCUCAGAGAGACUUGCCACCUGUGCCUGUAACUAAUAAUAAUUUGAUUCUAUAGUCAAGAGUCAAAACAAGUUCAUUCCCAAGAACUGUUAUUUUUUUCAGAGACAGAAUAAAAAAAGUGAAUAUUUAAGUUACAGUGGCGCUUGAAAGUUUGUGAACCCUUUAGAAUUUUCUAUAUUUCUGCAUAAAUAUGACCAAAAAGUAGAUAAAGAGAACCCAGUUAAACAAAUGAGACAAAAAUAUUAUACUUGGUCAUUUAUUUAUUGAGGAAAAUGAUCCAAUAUUACAUAUCUGUGAGCGGCGAAAGUACGUGAAGCUUUGAUUUCAGUAUCUGGUGUGACCCCCUUGUGCAGCAAUAACUGCAACUAAACGUUUGCAGUAACUGUUGAUCAGUCCUGCACACCGGCUUGGAGGAAUUUUAGCCCGUUCCACCAUACAGAACAGCUUCAACUCUGGGAUGUUGGUGGGUUUCCUCACAUGAACUGCUCGCUUCAGGUCCUUCCACAACAUUUCCAUUGGAUUAAGGUCAGGACUUUGACUUGGCCAUUCCAAAACAUUAACUUUAUUCUUCUUUAGCCAUUCUUUGGUAGAACGACUUGUGUGCUUAGGGUCGUUGUCUUGCUGCAUGACCCACCUUCUCUUGAGAUUCAGUUCAUGGACAGAUGUCCUGACAUUUUCCUUUAGAAUUCGCUGGUAUAAUUCAGAAUUCAUUGUUCCAUCAAUGAUGGCAAGCCGUCCUGGCUCAGAUGCAGCAAAACAGGCCCAAACCAUGAUACUACCACCACCAUGUUUCACAGAUGGGAUAAGGUCCUUAUGCUGGAAUGCAGUGUUUUCCUUUCUCCAAACAUAACGCUUCUCAUUUAAACCCAAAAGUUCUAUUUUGUUCUCAUCCAUCCGCAAAACAUUUUUCCAAUAGCCUUCUGGCUUGUCCACAUGUUCUUUGUGGAGAGCAGUGGCUUUCUCCUUGCAACCCUGCCAUGCACACCAUUGUUGUUCAGUGUUCUCCUGAUGGUGGACUCAUGAACAUUAACAUUAGCCAAUGUGAGAGAGGCCUUCAGUUGCUUAGAAAUUACCCUGGGGUCCUUUGUGACCUCACCGACUAUUACGCGCCUUGCUCUUGGAGUGAUCUUUGUUGGUCGACCACUCCUGGGGAGGGUAACGAUGGUCUUGAAUUUCUUCCAUUUGUACACAAUCUGUCUGACUGUGGAUUGGUGGAGUCCAAACUCUUUAGAGAUGGUUUUGUAACCUUUUCCAGCCUGAUGAGCUUCAACAACGCUUUUUCCGAGGUCCUCAGAAAUCUCCUUUGUUCGUGCCAUGAUACACUUCCACAAACGUGUUGUGAAGAUCAGAGUUUGAUAGAUCCCUGUUCUUUAAAUAAAACAGGAAAGCAUCUGACUCCAAUUUCACCUUCAAAUUAACUGCUAAUCCUAGAGGUUCACAUACUUUUGCCACUCUCAGAUAUGUAAUAUUGGAUCAUUUUCCUCAAUAAAUAAAUGACCAAGUAUAAUACUUUUGAGCCCUGUGAUGACCUGGCGACUUGUCCAGGGUGUACCCCGCCUUUCGCCCGUAGUCAGCUGGGAUAGGCUCCAGCUUGCCUGUGACCCUGUAGAACAGGAUAAAGCGGCUAGAGAUAAUGAGAUGAGAUGAUACUUUUGUCUCAUUUGUUUAACUGGGUUCUCUUUAUCUACUUUUUGGACUUGUGUGAAAAUCUGAUGUUUUAGGUCAUAUUUAUGCAGAAAUAGAGAAAAUUCUAAAGGGUUCACAAACUUUCAAGCACCACUGUAGCUAUCAGCCAUGUACGACGAGAUUAAGUGGAAUAACUUUUAUUCUAUCCACAUUCACUGGAUUUUGAGAAACAGAGCAUUUUUCGCAAAUUCGAUAAAUAAAAACUUUAUACAAAACGUCCCGACAAUUUCCGCUUAGAAUGUAAACAAACCGGUGAAAUGACGGUAACAAUUUGUGAAAAACUGCUAUAAAUAUUUCGUGAAAAAAAAAAUGUUCGUACCAUCAAAUACUUUUAUUCCAUAUUUUGUUUUCAAGUAGAGUUUUUAUUUCGUCCACGGUUGGUUUUCUUCUUCUUUAGGGUUUUUUGGCGGUUGGCAAACCAAUUUAUAGGCGCAUUACUGCCACCGACCGGGCUGGAGUGUGGAACAGGGGGGAGAAAAAAAAACUCACCUAUAACCUUUUAGCGCUUUGUUUCUUUUAAAUAGUUGAUGACAAAGUGACACAUCUGACCUGAUGCGCUCCACCAUUUUGUUUUUCUCUACUCACGGUAUAUAAGCUGAUAUCCUGGUGGUAGAGUAGCCAAUCAGAACACACGAUUGCUCAUAUCCAGUGGCCGUGGAUAGAAUAAUUCUUAAUCGUGUUAAAAUCAGUACGAUUGAAAGCUCAUGGAUGAAAAGAGCAUCACACUUCAAACCUGACAGUGAAAAUAAAAGUGCCAACAAAAUCACAUUGUGCCAUAUUAGUGAGAUAAAAGAUCUGUUUUUAACAUCAGUGUAUUGUGAUGUAAUGUAUCACAAUAUCACCAUUAGCGUCACAGCACCCAGCUCUAGUUAUUAAUCAUCAUCACGAUCUACUGUAUAAAUUCUAUCCAAACCUACUUUGGCUAUCUACUGAAAUAAAAACAGUUCUUGCUGUAAUUUUUUUUUGGACAGGACUCCUGUGUGCAAGUCGUUUCGUUCCUUUUACGUGUAAAAACGUCACUCUCUUGCCACAGCGCCCCCCAUCACCGCUCUCCAUGCAUCACUCAAGCAGCUGCAGGCAGCUCCGCCCACCGUCUUCAAGCUUCACGCCACAUACGCGAACACAGUGUUGAGUGAGGAUGCUGCAGGGUACAGCGCCGUGCCGCGCGUCUGUAGCCAGUUGCACUAUUUUCUGUACAGCUAAUGUGAAUGUGCAAUAAUAAAGAAUGGAGGUAGAAACUGUAUGUGAUUAAAUAAUAAAGGCAGCACCAUUGGA